CUGAGGGUAGUCGAGGUCGGCGAGGGUCGCAUUGUGUGCGAGAUGCCGGUGCUAGAGCGCGUCCAGAACCGGUACGGCACCCUCCACGGCGGCGCUACAGCCACCCUAGUGGACACCAUCUCCACCGCGGCUCUCCUCACCGUCAGCCCCCACUCCGGCGUCAGUGUCCACCUCGCCGUCACCUACCUGGCGCCAAUGCCCGGGGGCGGCGGCGGCGGCGGCAGCACAGCCAUUGCCACCGCCGCCGAAGCGGAGACAGUGGUCAUCGAUGCUCGCGUCGUCCGCGUGGGUCGCCAGCUGGCCUCCCUGGAGGUCCAGCUCCGCCGCAGGUCCACGGGUCAGCUGGUGGCCACAGGCACUCACACCAAAUUCCUG
Volvox carteri f. nagariensis is the source of this 375-nucleotide messenger RNA. RefSeq lists its product as uncharacterized. The transcript is spliced from 2 exons. Gene Ontology annotation, molecular function: fatty acyl-CoA hydrolase activity. Lineage: Eukaryota; Viridiplantae; Chlorophyta; Chlorophyceae; Chlamydomonadales; Volvocaceae. The record is from RefSeq and is a predicted model, not a curated record. The annotation marks the transcript as partial.